Molecule: messenger RNA, 6169 nt
Organism: Leguminivora glycinivorella
Lineage: Eukaryota; Metazoa; Arthropoda; Insecta; Lepidoptera; Tortricidae
Product: adenylyl cyclase 78C-like
Exons: 28
Coding region: 146-4435 (1429 amino acids)
Biological process (GO): adenylate cyclase-activating G protein-coupled receptor signaling pathway; cAMP biosynthetic process; intracellular signal transduction
Cellular component (GO): plasma membrane
Molecular function (GO): adenylate cyclase activity
Source: RefSeq, a predicted model, not a curated record
GCCGCCACCACAAUACUCGCUUUAAACUCCAUACAUUAUAAUAACUUGCUACGUGCUCUUGUAUAUAAAAUAAAUUUAAAAAUGUCUUCUUACGGCCGUGCGAGUGAAAUGUGAUCACAUGGUCCUGUAGUACGCAUGAAAGCAAAUGUCGCCGGUGCCGAGGAGUAUGGAGCCGCCGCCUGCGCCCGACGUCCUCCCCGACUCUUCUCGCACGACCCGCCAUGCACGAGGUUCAGGAGACCAUCACCAUGGGAACAACAAUAGUCAUAAUAUAGAUAGUAUUCUCAGCGAAGACAAAAAUGGUAGCAAUGCCGCUGAUAAAACUAGUACAAGUAAAGAUUUAUUUGGUCCAAGUAGAACUGCAAACGGAGCUAUUAAUGCUGAAGUUAUAGUAAAUCCUAGCAAGUUGAGUUAUAAGAAAAUAAUUGACGAUGACAAUUGUCAACUUACUGAAAUUUGCCUUCGCGAAGACGGUAAACAAGGUGAUAUCGACGGAAACAAUGCGCACACUAAAGAAAACGGGGUCAGCAUCAGUAUGAACAGCGAGGACGGCCGGCCGGACCGGAGGAGUAUUCCCGGGCGGUCGGACGGCGAGGACGAGUGCCGGGACGCCCAGCCGGGCGAGGAGCGCGCCGCGCCGGACGCCGAGCGCCUGCCUCCGGACGGCGCCAGCUGCUCCGCUCCCGACGAUCACUUUGCCAAAGAGCGCGCGAGCUAUGCCGUGUCGCGAUCUUCGGACAGCUACCGCCGCGACAGCGGAGAGCCCUUCCGCGCCGAUGUGGAAGCAGAAGGUGUUCUCCGGCCGGUUCGCAACUACAAAGGAAUAUACUUGCCCUCAAUCACUAAUAGUUUUACACACGAGAGCGUAGAGCUCUCCUACCAACGAUACUCAAGAAGACAACGGCAGAAAUCUUUAAUAAUGGUCAACGUUGUCGACUUGAUUCUCAAAAUUAGCUUAGCCGUCAUAUAUCUCGCAACUCAUCAAACAACAGCUAACGACACGAGUGGUGAGACAUACCCGUCAGGGCCGGCGAUAGCGUGGACCGUGGCGUUUUCGGUGUUUAAUGUGAGCAUAUGCCUGCUGGGCUGGUGGCGCUGCUUCGCCAACAACUACUUGCACUGGGCCGCCGCCACCACCUGGAUACUGCUCGUCGCUCAGGGGCUGAGCGGCACAGGCAUCGGGUUCGAGUCGGCGGAGCACCAGGUGUGGUACAUGUUGUUCAUCGUGUUCGUGCCGUUUGCCAUGCUGCCGCUGUCGCUGGGCUGGUGCCUCGUGGUGGGCCUGCUGGCCUCCACGGCGCACCUGCUGGCCGCCGCGCUGCACAUCACCAGCAGCCAGGAACCGGAUUGCACUAAUCCCCAGAAGCAAUGCAAGACUCGAAUCCUGGUGGCCAACACGCUGCUGUACAUAGCAGUGAAUUUCGCCGGGCUGUACGCCAAGUACCUGACCGACUGGGGCCAGCGCAAGGCCUUCGGCGAGACCUACCGCUCCGUGCGCACGCGCCAGCGCACCAAGCGUGAGAACGACCGCCAGUGGAAACUCUUUCAAAGUGUAAUCCCGGACUUCCUAGCCAAAGAGAUCGCCAACCAUGUGUCGAGGGAAGGAGACUUCCAAGACCAACAGUUCAAUAAUUUGUACAUUCAACGGCACCAAAAUGUAUCCAUACUUUACGCCGAUAUCAAAGGGUUCACUGAAUUAUCAAGCAAAUGCAGUGCAGAAGAACUAGUAAAAUUAUUGAAUGCAUUAUUUGCUCGGUUUGAUCGAUUGGCAUCGGAGAACCACUGUUUACGAAUCAAGCUCCUGGGAGACUGCUACUUCUGCGUGAGCGGGCUGCCGACCGCGCGGCCCGACCACGCGCUGUGCUGCGUCAACAUGGGGCUGCACAUGAUCCGCGCCAUCCGCGACGUGCGCUACAACACGCAGGUAGACCUGGACAUGCGCAUCGGCAUCCACAGCGGCACGGUGCUGUGCGGCGUGCUGGGCCAGCUCAAGUGGCAGUUCGACCUGUGGUCGCACGACGUCACCGUGGCCAACCACAUGGAGAGCGGAGGCCUCCCUGGACGUGUCCACAUCUCGGAGGCCACGCUGCAGUGCCUGGGCGGGGCGUUCGAGGUGGAGCCGGGCGAGGGCGAGAGCCGCGACCCCUACAUCCGCGAGCACGGCAUCGCCACCUACCUCAUCCACGCCGCCGAGCAGCCGCGCCGCUCCAGGCACCGCUCCAGGCCGAGCGUCCCGACGAGCCAUCACACUUCUGAAUCGAGCAACCGUCGGCCCAGCAGCAUUUUGGAAGACGAAACUAAUACAGAUUGGACUCCUGAGAUACCCUUUCAGAACUACUACUCGGUGAGCGACGACGAGGAGGCGCAGGCGGCGCUGGAGCUGCCGCCCGGCCUGGACCACGGCUUCGACUCGGACGACGUCACGCCGCUCGCAGACGAGGAGGACAUAAUCAACCACUCGAUCGAGGUGGGCACGAACCGGCGCAUGCGCAUGGACAACAUGCGGCUGUGGUCGCUGCGCUUCCGGCGCGCGUCGCUCGAGCGCGAGUUCGCCUGCCUCGACGAGCUCACCUUCAAGUCCAACGUCUGCUGCUGCUUCCUGCUGUGGCUCUUCAUCUUCGCCGUGCAGACCACCAUGCACUACAAUUGCUGGAAGCUGAUGGCGGCGCUGGGCGCGGUGACGGCGCUGCUGGCGCUGGCGCUCCUGGCGGCGAUGGGCGAGGAGCUGCCGCGCGCGCCGCGCCUGGCCGCGCUCGCUCGCUGGCUCGGCGCCACGCGCCGUCGCCGGAACGCACACAUAUGUACCUUCGUUACCGUCAUGUCCAUAUCUAGCACUAUCAAGCUAAUUAUUUGCGGUCUAUCUACAUGCAAUGAAGUGGACAAAGAUAGUAAUGAGUGUUACACUCCGGAGUACGUAGUAUUUACUUGGAUCUUGUGCCUCAUCGCCUUAACAUCUAUACUAAAGCUAUACUACUUGAUCAAGAUUUUGAUGGCUACAGUGAGCGUAGUUAUAUACGCCAUAUUCUUGGUGGUCUAUUACAAGGAUCAAACGGGCCCAACUGCCACAAUGGAUUUCUACAAACGAAUGCUAAUCCUAAUGAUGGUGUUCCUCGCGAUCGUGGUGAACCACGCGCGGCUGGUGGAGGUGACGUCGCGGCUGGACUUCCUGUGGAAGCUGCAGGCCGAGACCAAUCUCGAGCAGAUGCGCGACAACCAGCGCACCAACCGGUACCUGCUCAAGCACAUCCUGCCCGACCACGUCGUCAACCAUUUCCUGAGCAAGGAACGGAAGCCGGAUGAGCUGUACUCGCAGUGGCGGCACGAGGUGGGCGUGAUGUUCGCGGGCAUCCCCAACUUCCACGAGUUCUACUCCGAGCAGAAAGCGGUCGACUGCAUGCGCCUGCUCAACGAGAUCAUCUUUGACUUCGACAACUUGCUAAGGGAGCCACGUUUCAAGAGCAUUGAAAAAAUCAAGACUAUAGGCGCAACAUACAUGGCUGCGUCAGGACUGGACCCUAACGACAAGACUUGCGACGAGGACUGCGAGCACCUGUGCGCGCUGGUGGACUACGCGUUCGCGCUGCGCGUGGCGCUCGAGGACAUCAACACGCACAGCUUCAACAAGUUCCGCCUCAGAGUCGGAAUUAGCUGCGGGCCACUGGUGGGCGGCGUGAUCGGCGCGCGCAAGCCCGUCUACGACAUCUGGGGCAACACCGUCAACGAGGCCUCGCGCAUGGAGAGCACGGGCGCCAUGGACCGCAUACAAGUCACCAAGUACACCAAAGAGUUGUUGCGUCGGUGCGGAUACGAGCUGGAGGCGCGCGGCGAGGUGGAGGUGAAGGGCAAGGGGCGCAUGGAGACGUGGUGGGUGGCGCGGCAGCGCGGCGCGGCGGGCGCGGGCGCGGAGGCGGCGCCGGCGCCGCCGCGCUCGCUCGUGGCGCUCGUCUACACCAUGCUGCAGGCGCGCAAGCGCAUCUACACGCACCCGCUCGACUCUACUGCUAUGCCGAUCCGCAGCGGCAGCUUGCACGACAAGCCGACGCGCUGCAGCACCGCGCCCAGCGGCACGCACCGCCACUCGCGCCCCGGCCCCGGCCGCCGCCUGCCGUCGCGUAUGACUAACGAGAGUUCACGACCGCCGUCGAAGAGCAUGGUAGUGAGGCGGCCCGACAUGGCCCCGCCCGUGGUGAGCAGCGUGUCGGCGCCGCACACGCCGGUGGCGCCGCACUCGUCCCCCUUCCCCGGCCCGCCGCCCAAGCCCGGCAUCGGCGCCCGCCUCAAGGCCGCCAGCUUCUCCUACCGCGCGCGCCCGCAGCGCGACAGGUCGCCUAAAAUACAGGAACUGGACGAAGCGACCGCUUAUCCUGCUAACGGGACCCCCAAACUGUAUAAAAAUGGAACUUUCAGACUUCGCUCUGAUACAACUAGAAUGUAAAUAUGCGUGAAUCCAAAAAAAACUGAACCAAAUGAGAGUUCAUCCAUUGAACCGAUUUUGCCAAUCGUGUUUGAGCCAAAACCUAAAUUGGCUUUCUAAUCAGUUCAACCAAGUGCUAUAAUGCCUGAGGUGUGGGUAAAUUAAACAAAUCGAUAUAAAUAAUGACAUUAAUGACUGUGUUGUGUAGAUAUUUUUAAUCAUGUUCUUAAAAUUAUACUAGAUUGCCCAUACCUACCUAAAAUGUAUGUUAGGAAUAGAUUUAUUAACGAGGAUUAACGCGAAACGUGUGAACGAUGACGGUUCUAGCAUCCGUUAGAGCUAUUUUUCUAUUAUUUAAUGUACCUAUGGGUAAAUAAGUAUUUAGACGUAUCCAUUGUAUUAUAUUAAUCAAAUGUUUAGGACACUUUUUAAGUGAUUUUACUGAUUAUGAUUAUUACAAAAAAGACUGAGGAGAUUUGAGGACUUAAAUGUCGUUUACAUUUUGAUAACUUAUUAUUUACACCUAGGCUGUUUAUUUUGGCGGCCAAAACUAGGCCCUAAACUAACGUAAUAUUUGAUUAACCUGUUUUAUAUUACAUAGGUACUUACUUUUUAUGAUUAGGUACUUUAAUUAAAAAAAAACUUUUUUUGUAGUAGUAUACUAGUAACGUAUUUAUUUUUAAGUAGAAGUAACUUAUGCUGCAUAUGCGGAUGAAUUCUGCACAAAGUUCAUAACAUUCAACCCGUAAAAAAACCUACCCAAAGAAAAUAAGGGCCAUUACCUAAGAAUUUUGGCGAUUGCAGUGAAUAUUCAUUUCAUGUUUAAAUAUUGGAAACUAUUUGCUAUUGACAACUUAUUUAAUUUUUUCUACUCCCGUACUCGUGAGUUACAAGGUCGUGCAUAGAUCUUUAAAACCCUACAUAAACGAUGUCAGGACAAGUCUAUCUAGUCUAUACCCUGAAAACAUUUUUGGGGUGAUCCACAUGGUUAGGUAUUAUAUUUUAAGUACAAAGCUGUUGUAAUAUUUUAGUGAAAUAAGGUAAACUUAUGUGGAAACAUUACUUUUUUCGGCGGGUUGACCUGCGAUGAGUAGGAAGGCAAGACUUUAGUGCUCGUUGUCGCAUAAAUAUGAGAAUAGGUAUCAAAAUCAUGAUCAAUAGUAUUUUGCGUAAUAACAGUGAAUAAUGUAUAGAAUUAGAAAGUAAAUCAAAUAACGUUAAAAUUUUCAACAUAUGAGCAUUUUUUUAUUUAUAAGGCACGACCGGCGUAUGUCCUGUAAAUAGGUUCAUAAGCUAUUUUUUUCAGGUUCACAUAAAACCAAAGCCGGAACUUACAAUUAAAAUUAACCUACAACACCCGUUUACACGGUUUACACUCGACUAACUCGACUUAUAUCCCAGCCUAAAAAAGGUUGGCAACUCCUUGUUCAUCAUAUGCCCGUCUUGAGUUAUAUGCCUUUCCGAGUAGGCAUAAUUUCGAAGUUACAUAUUUCAGAACAUAACUAUAAAUUGAACGCGUUAAUAGUACCAGACAGGAAGAACGAUUAUUAAAUUACUAAGUACGUUAUAUACAUAAUGCACAAACAUUCCGACUGCUUCUAUUUUGCACACGAAUCGAGUUUGUAGUUAACUAGUGUUCGUCCUAGGGAUAUCUAUUAAACACCAAUGGAUUAAGGAUGAAAAAAUGGUAUACCUUCGGAGGUGUAAAAGGCGUAGGUAUUUAGAUAAGUAUAUAAUACAAAAGUUAUAAUCACA